Molecule: messenger RNA, 1919 nt
Organism: Oryctolagus cuniculus (rabbit)
Lineage: Eukaryota; Metazoa; Chordata; Mammalia; Lagomorpha; Leporidae
Source: RefSeq, a predicted model, not a curated record
CAGAUUGGCCUCAUCCCACAGAUUUCCCUAGAGCAGCUAGCCAAAAGCAGUCCAGGGUGGUCGGGAGAGGAGGCUGUUUGGGGCAAGCUGGUACACACACACACACACGCACACACACACACCAUCUCCACUCUCUCUGUCUCUGUCUGGAUUGGCUGGAUCCCCAGCCCAGAGCCCGCCCUACCCUACUUCCUGCCUCUCCACUGCCCUGAGCCCCCUUGUUCUCUUUCCCACUGCCUGCGGGAUGCUGCAGCUGAGCCAGUCCUGGCUGGGGCUGGGGCUGGGGCUGGGGCUUGAGGCAGUCUCCCCAUGGCUGCUCCUGCUGCUGGUUGGUGCCUCCUGGCUCCUGGCCCGCAUCCUGACCUGGACUCACGCUUUCCAUAAAAUGUCUCGAACCCUCCGAAGUUUUCCAGAACCUCCCAGAUGGAACUGGUUCUUGGGGCAUCUGCACCUGAUUCAGAGCUCAGAGGAAGGCCUCCUGUACACCCAGGGCCUGGCACGCACGUUUGGGGAUGUGUGCUGCUGGUGGGUGGGGCCCUGGCACGCAGUCGUCCGCAUCUUCCACCCCACCCACAUCAAGCCUGUGCUCUUUGCUCCAGCUGCCAUUGCACCCAAGGACAGAGUAAUAUACAGAUUCCUGGAGCCAUGGCUGGGGGAUGGGCUUUUGCUGAGCGCCGGUGACAAGUGGAGCCGCCAUCGUCGCAUGCUGACGCCCGCCUUCCAUUUCAACAUCCUGAAGCCCUACAUGAAGAUUUUCAACAAGAGUGUAAAUGUUAUGCAUGCUAAGUGGCAGCGCCUGGCCUCGGAGGGCAGUGCCCGUCUGGACAUGUUUGAGCACGUCAGCCUCAUGACCCUGGACAGUCUGCAGAGAUGCGUCUUCAGCUUCGACAGCAAUUGUCAGGAGAAGCCCAGUGAUUACAUUGCUGCCAUCUUGGAGCUCAGUGCCCUUGUAGUCAAAAGACACCAGCAAAUCCUCCUGCACACAGACCUCCUGUACUACCUCACCCUCAAUGGACAACGCUUCCGCAGGGCCUGCCGCCUGGUGCAUGAUUUCACCGAUGCCGUCAUCCAGGAGCGGCGCCGCACACUCCCUAAUCUGGAGAUUGACGACUUCCUCAAGGCCAAGGCCAAGACCAAGACUUUGGACUUCAUUGAUGUGCUCCUGCUGACCAAGGAUGAAGAUGGAAAGCAUUUGUCAGAUGAUGACAUACGGGCAGAGGCUGAUACCUUCAUGUUUGAGGGCCACGACACCACGGCCAGCGGUCUCUCUUGGGUCCUGUACAACCUCGCACAGCACCCAGAAUACCAAGAGCGCUGCCGGCAGGAGGUGCGGGAGCUGCUGAGAGACCGGGAACUUAAAGAGAUUGAGUGGGACGACCUGGCCCAGCUGCCCUUCCUCACCAUGUGCAUCAAGGAGAGCCUGCGGCUGCACCCUGCGGUCACGGUCAUCUCUCGCUGCUGCACCCAGGACGUGGCACUCCCCGACGGCCGGGUCAUCCCCAAAGGCGUCAUCUGUGUUAUCAGCAUUUUCGGGACCCAUCACAACCCAGCUGUGUGGCCGGACCCCGAGGUCUAUGACCCCUCCCGCUUCGAGCCAGAGAAGGUCAAGGACAGGUCGCCGCUGGCGUUCAUCCCCUUCUCAGCCGGGCCCAGGAACUGCAUCGGACAGUCGUUUGCCAUGGCCGAGAUGAAGGUGGCGCUGGCGCUCACCCUGCUGCGCUUCCGCGUCCUGCCCGACCGCGCCGAGCCGCGCAGGAAGCCGGAGCUGAUCCUGCGCGCCGAGGGCGGCCUCUGGCUGCGGGUGGAGCCGCUGAGUGCAGGCGCGCAGUGACCACCGCGGCCGGCCUGGGCCCCACCCGAGCCCACGCAUCCAGCUUUGCACAAUCCCAGGAAUAAACUGUGCUCUCUCCUCUGCCUGA